This is a messenger RNA of Merops nubicus (carmine bee-eater), 1037 nucleotides long. It is a transcript of the gene DPEP2, whose product is annotated as dipeptidase 2. The record is from RefSeq and is a predicted model, not a curated record. Gene Ontology annotation, molecular function: metallodipeptidase activity. Lineage: Eukaryota; Metazoa; Chordata; Aves; Coraciiformes; Meropidae. The transcript has 9 exons. The annotation marks the transcript as partial. Gene Ontology annotation, biological process: proteolysis.
AUGGAAAUGAAUAGAAGUACAACAAAGUUGCUGUGGCUGCUGAUGUUCUUCUCUGAGAUUGUGCCAUUCACCUAUGAGAAAUCAAUGAGAGAGCGAGCUAUCAAGUUGAUGCAAGAUGCACGUUUAAUUGAUGGCCACAAUGACUUUGUACUGCAGCUGAGAAUAUUUUACCAAAAUAGACUCAGUAGAGUCAACUUAAGAGAACUCAACAAGACCCACACAAAUCUUGCAAAACUUCAGACUGGUUAUGUGGGAGCUCAGUUUUGGUCAGUGUAUGUUCUUUGCAGCGCUCAGAACAAGGAUGCUGUGCGUCUGACCUUAGAGCAAAUUGAUGUUACCAAGAGGAUGUGUAACAGCUAUGAAGAGCUUGAAUUUGUGACAACUUCCCAAGGUAUCUCUGACAGUAGACGGAUCGCGUGUUUGAUUGGAAUAGAAGGUGGUCACUCUAUUGACAGCAGUUUGGCCACACUGAGGAUGUAUUAUGACCUGGGUGUUCGUUACAUGACUUUAACACAUUCCUGCAAUACACCGUGGUCUGAAUCGUCAUCUAAAGGAGUACACAACUUUUAUCCUAGUGUUACUGGUCUGACUGCAUUUGGCCAAGAAGUGGUAAAGGAGAUGAAUCGCCUGGGUAUGCUGGUAGAUUUAUCUCAUACUUCAUAUUCCACAGCAAAAGCUGCACUGAAUAUCUCAAAAGCACCAGUAAUUUUCAGCCAUUCCUCAGCGUUUUCUAUUUGUAAUCACUCAAGAAAUGUUCCUGAUGAUAUCCUCCAGCAACUGAAAAAGAACAAGGGAAUUAUCAUGGUGACUUUCAAUGCAGAUGUACUGGCCUGUGGCAGAAAAGUUGUUAAUGUUUCUACCCUUGCAGAUCAUUUUGACCACAUAAAGCAAAUUGCAGGUUCAGAAUCAAUAGGAAUUGGUGGUGACUACGAUGGAGUGGAACGGCAGUGGUUCAUGCAUACAGAAACAGUAGUAGAAGAUUCUUUCCUCCAGAAGCCAAAGAUGAAUGACAGAAAAGCUGCCUCAGCCUUUAGAUU